Messenger RNA from Rhinocladiella mackenziei CBS 650.93, 1773 nucleotides. RefSeq lists its product as uncharacterized. Gene Ontology annotation, molecular function: phosphatidylinositol-4,5-bisphosphate phospholipase C activity. Gene Ontology annotation, biological process: lipid metabolic process; phosphatidylinositol-mediated signaling. Lineage: Eukaryota; Fungi; Ascomycota; Eurotiomycetes; Chaetothyriales; Herpotrichiellaceae. The record is from RefSeq and is a predicted model, not a curated record. Bases 1 to 1773 code for a protein of 590 amino acids. The transcript has a single exon.
AUGUCAGACUUGGGUCCUCCAGAUCUUACCUCGCGCCUAGCCAAAUUGAAUCCAUUCCCAAAAUCAAGUCGCACAGGCGAUGACGAAGACAUAGGAGAAGAAAUCGACUCUACCACCGUCGCAGGAGGAGGUCGUGGCGGUCGCCAGUCUGAUAUCACCAAGAAUCAACUCAGAGUCAACCGGGCCCUCAGGUCGUUUCUAGUUCAAGAAAACGUCCUGUCCAAAGAAGAUGCUGGUUUGGAUCACCCAGGUCAACUGACUGACGCACUGCACCGUCUCCUCGACCAGCCACAUAUCAAGGUUCCCUCGUCCGUUACUGAUAGGUCGCAUCCCCUGCCGGAAUAUUUCAUCAGCUCUAGUCAUAAUACCUACUUGAUAGCACAUCAGCUCUAUGGCACUUCUUCCGCUAAAGCAUAUGAAACAGCACUCAAUACCGGAUCGCGCUGCGUUGAAAUCGAUGCCUGGGACGAUGAGGACAAUACGGACGAACCCAAGGUCACACAUGGAUACACUCUGGUCUCCCACAUCCCAUUCCGCCUGGUCUGUGAGACCAUUAGGGAUGUCGUUGAUAAAGAGGCAGCACAGUCUGGCAAUGAAUCGGGCUAUCGAGCAGCACCUAUUUUCUUAUCCCUCGAGAAUCAUUGUGAUGCCCACGGCCAACGGCGUCUCGCUGAAAUCAUGAAAGAGGUCUGGGGUGAUCGGCUUCUAAGUAGGGCUGUCAGAGAAAAAGGACACCAAGAGCAACAGGGAACAGGUGAGCAUGUGACUCUAGAUGAGCUCGGAUCCAGAAUUGUCGUUAUUGUCGAGUAUCACUUUCCCGACGAAGCCGGGGACAGCGACGAUGACACCAGCUCUGAGGAUGAAGAGGAAGACGAGGAGGAAAAGCAAGCUCGAAAAGCCUACAAAGAGAAAAAGAAAGCUACCCCUGCCACCACCAUCAUUCCCGAACUUGCGGAGCUCGGUGUCUACGCUCAAUCAAUCAAACCUCGAGACAAUUCAUGGUACAGUGAAACGGGACUCCAAGGCGGUCCCCAUCAUCACCUCAUCAACGUCUCAGAGACUGGAUUGAAAUCCCGUAUGCCUGCCGAGAGCGAGAAGAUUGCUCGCCAUAACGCUCAUCAUCUGAUGCGUGUGUAUCCAAAGGGCACUCGAAUUUCGUCCAGGAACCUCAAGCCGGUCAAUUUCUGGGGUGUCGGAGCCCAAGUUUGUGCCCUCAACUGGCAGACUUUCGGAGCUAGUAUGCAGCUGAACGAGGCACUGUUCAGUGGUACGGAUGGAUACGUUUUGAAACCUGCGGCCCUCCGUGCCGGAGGCCGGGGGAAGCUUAAUACUGGAAAGAGAAAGAAACUGCGUCUUCAUGUCGCGGGAGCGUCAGACGUACCUGUUCCGCGAGACCGUGAGGCAGACGAUAUCAAACCGUAUCUCACCUGCACGCUCUACCACCCGGACGAGCUGGAGGACGAUUCACCCAAGCGCAAGACGUCGCCUUACAAGCAUCACAAGCUCGGCUUCCUUCAUGGAGGCGACAAUCCUCCAGUCACCGACCCGAUCUGGAACGAGACACUGGAAUGGGAGUACGAGGACAAUGAACUGGUGUUCAUGCGUAUGCUCAUCAAGAGUGAUGAUGCCUUUUCGAGAAAUCCGAUUUUCGCCGUUGCCGCCGUGCGGAUAUUUUACGUGACGCCGGGGUGGAAUUUCAUCCGCAUGCUGGACUUAAAGGGGCACGAGACGAAAUGUGCUCUACUUGUGAGAUUUGAACAAGUGGAUGUGUGA